This is a messenger RNA of Erinaceus europaeus (western European hedgehog), 1013 nucleotides long. RefSeq names its product C-type lectin domain family 4 member E (gene CLEC4E). NCBI's taxonomy places the organism in Eukaryota, Metazoa, Chordata, Mammalia, Eulipotyphla, Erinaceidae. The transcript is spliced from 6 exons. Bases 204 to 881 code for a protein of 225 amino acids. The record is from RefSeq and is a predicted model, not a curated record.
UUCUCUUAUGCAAGAGAGGAAAUCCUGGUGUCAGCACAUAGCCACAAAGUAAGUGAAUAUUUUUAUGUCUUCAGGCUGAACCUCCUAAAAUAAAGACAAAGUACUCAUCCUUGGGGAUUCGCUUUCUCUGAAUUUCACCAACAAAACGUGGACAAUCUUGGAAGCUAAGGGCAGAGACUGAGAGCUUGAGAGGAAGAAAAAGGAUGACAAUCUCCAAACCAUCUACAGGUGAACAGACAGAGAGAAAAUGUUUCUCUUCCCAAGUGUUCUUAUGGACAGCUGCUGGAAUCGCCAUCCUAUUACUCAGUGCCUGUUUUAUCACUAAAUGUAUUGUGACAUAUCAUGUUUUUCAACUCUGUGAUAAAAAAACAUUGCAGCCACCUGAGGAUUUAAUGGCGCUACCCUGCUACACAUAUGAAUCAGGUUCAGUCAAGAAGUGCUGUCCACUGAACUGGCUACAUUUUCAAUCCAGCUGUUAUUUCUUCUCUACUAACACCUUGACCUGGGCAUCAAGUUUAAAAAACUGCUCAGACUUAGGAGGUCAUCUGGUAGUUAUCAACUCACUGGAGGAGCAGGAAUUCCUCUUCCAUAAGAAACCUACAAAGAGAGAGUUUUACAUUGGAUUGACAGACCAAAGAACUGAAAGUCAGUGGAAAUGGGUGGAUAACACACCUUUCAACACAUCCUUAAGCUUCUGGGAUGUCGGGGAACCUAACAACCUGGCAACAGUUGAGGAUUGUGUCACUAUAAGAGACUCUUCCAAUCCAAGGCAAAAUUGGAAUGAUGUACCCUGUUUCCUCAAUAUGUUUCGGGUUUGUGAAAUGGAAGAAACAUACAUGUUGGACAAAAAAAACUCCCUAAGAGCAAAAGGCAAAACAUAAAUGUACAAACGAGGAGAAACAGGAACAUGAACACAACUACAACCCCAACCACAAGAAAAUGUGCAUAGCAUUUCACAAGGACUCUAUAAUUAUUUGUUGCUUUGAAAUAAAGAAAUGUUUUGAAUAUCACAA